Molecule: messenger RNA, 576 nt
Organism: Adineta steineri
Lineage: Eukaryota; Metazoa; Rotifera; Eurotatoria; Adinetida; Adinetidae
Source: the annotation of a GenBank genome assembly
AUGUCGUAUUUUGUUUUAUUUUUUUUAAUUAUAAGUGGAUAUGUAUUUGCAGCACCAAUUUUUCAAAAAGAAUCUCUUAAAUUUAGUACUCUUGAAUGUAUAUCUGGUAACAAUGAAACAUCAUCAAAAUAUAUUGUUCAAGUCUUUGAGGUAAAUGAAACAUGUAUUCGAGUAAAUUCAUCAUCAUCAACAGGAAAUGAAGUUUAUUUAUAUAUUAUUCCCGAAUACGAAACUAAUUAUACAAUUGAAAUUAAAGUUGAUAAUUGCUCUACACCAUUACCAAAUCUUCAUCUUAGUGUAUGUAAUGAACCAAAUAAUUUUAAUCAAACAGGAGUAAUGGUUACUUUUGAAUAUGCAAAUGUAACUUUAUCUGAAGUUGUCAUUGAAGAACAUGAUGCAGCAACAACAACUGAAUCAAUGUUUUAUACAGGUCCAACUGUUUAUGAAACAUUACAUCGUCUUGAUUUUGAAGACGAAGAAGAUGAACAUCUUUUAGCUACUACUAAUGCAACAACAAUUGAUUUGGAAAAUACAAACAACAACAACAACAAUGUCACUAAUGAAAUAUUAAUAUAG